Tribolium castaneum (red flour beetle) is the source of this 820-nucleotide messenger RNA. RefSeq lists its product as uncharacterized. The transcript is spliced from 2 exons. Bases 2 to 685 code for a protein of 227 amino acids. The record is from RefSeq and is a predicted model, not a curated record. Lineage: Eukaryota; Metazoa; Arthropoda; Insecta; Coleoptera; Tenebrionidae.
CAUGGUCACGGUGGAGGAGGCGGCGGAGGCGGUGGACACGGCCACGGUGGAGGUGGUGGCGGAGGCCACGGUCAUGGACACGGAGGUGGAGGUGGCGGCGGGGGACAUGGACAUGGAGGAGGGGGUGGCGGUGGCCACGGUCAUGGACACGGAGGUGGAGGUGGUGGCGGUGGCCAUGGACAUGGGCAUGGAGGAGGAGGAGGUGGCGGUGGUCACGGACAUGGUCAUGGACACGGGGGAGGUGGUGGAGGCGGUGGUCACGGACAUGGUCAUGGAGGAGGAGGAGGCGGUGGCGGAGGACAUGGACAUGGACAUGGAGGAGGAGGCGGUGGCGGUGGUCACGGACAUGGUCAUGGACACGGGGGAGGCGGUGGUGGCCAUGGACAUGGACAUGGCGGUGGAGGCGGCGGUGGCCACGGUCAUGGUCAUGGAGGCGGCGGUCACUGGGGCAGUAAACAUCAUGGAGGGGGAGGUGGAGGUGGUGGCGCUAGUCAUCAUCACCAUUCUGCUCAUUUGGAAAAUCUUGACCGUAUCAGCAAUGAUGGUGAACAUGAUGAAAGUCAUGUUGAUGAAAAUGUUGAAGUUGAGAGCGAUGUUGCUGCUGUUUCUGGUGAAAACUUGGAUGACGACGGUCAUGAAACUGCCCAAGAAAAUGAUCACGAAGCUCUUGUUAGUGACCAAUUAGACGAAGAUCAUAAGGAAAGUAUUAGUCAAGAAGCAGAAGUUGAUGAAGAAAAUACCCACGAAGCUUUAGAAGAUCAUGCUAAUGAACCUUUAGAAGAUCAUGCUAAUGAAGCUUUAGAAGAUCAUGCUAAUGAAG